This is a messenger RNA of Polyodon spathula (Mississippi paddlefish), 2336 nucleotides long. Its product is annotated as E3 ubiquitin-protein ligase SIAH1. The transcript is spliced from 2 exons. Gene Ontology annotation, molecular function: ubiquitin conjugating enzyme binding; ubiquitin protein ligase activity; zinc ion binding. The coding region runs from base 877 to 1824 and encodes 315 amino acids. Gene Ontology annotation, biological process: multicellular organism development; proteasome-mediated ubiquitin-dependent protein catabolic process. NCBI's taxonomy places the organism in Eukaryota, Metazoa, Chordata, Actinopteri, Acipenseriformes, Polyodontidae. Gene Ontology annotation, cellular component: cytoplasm. The record is from RefSeq and is a predicted model, not a curated record.
CUGUAUUUGUAUCUAGUUCAUGGAUUGCCAAGUUCCUUAACUAUAAUUUAAAAAAUAAAUAUUAAAUAGAUUAGUUCAGCAGUCAGCCUUUCUUAAUGGGUAUUAUUACUCAUUGUGGCUGUCGGUCUUUGCCUGGUGGUCGCUUAAAACUGGAAGCAUUCGGCUCAGCUUCUUUGUCUCUUGUGUUCCAGUUGUAGGUGGAGCCACAGUGCCAUGUAAUAUGAACCCUGCAGUGACUCCUCAAGGGGAGUGGGAGAAUGUUGUAGACCACACUUGAAACUUUUUUGCUGGUUGCACAGUACACAAGGCGGCAUUGCUCCGUACUUUAGUAAAGUUAUUUAUCUCUCCACAAAGGCUAAUGUAAAUGGGCUGUAUCAUUUUAUGUCUGGACUUUCAAGAAAGCCUGAAGUUAAUCCUGAACACUAUUUAAGUAACAAGGAGCAACUCACUUUUUUUUUUUUUUCCCUGAACUUUGGAUUGAGAAUUUAAAACAAAGGAUACGUCAUGUUUGUGAAUUUGCCUAAAUAAAUUCUAAAACUAAUUGGAUUGCAGUCUUAAUUUGUAUAUAUUCGCAUACUGAUACAAAGUUGGCUCCUCAUUUGGCUUAAUCAGUGUUUUUUGUUUGUUUUACUUUCUCAAUGGGAUUGACAAAUGUUUCAAUUUGUUUUCUUUUGAUUGCUAAAUGAAUUUGAGAAGGACUGCGUGGUGGUGGCUGCAGCAGUAGGUUUUUAUUCGAUGUUUGCGUGCAGAGUGAACUCCACACACUCUCCCUCAAGGCAUCUCACUUUGGCUGUCUUGAUCUUGAGGUUUGAGGAGGGGCCUCUGUUAUGGGGUGUUUUGUUUCUAUGGAAAAUGAAAUGAAGUCUUUAGUUACUCAUGACGGGUAAAGACACAUUACAUUGUCUGUACUCAUGGAAAGGAGUCCUUGAACUGUUUACAUGCCUAUCAGGAAACAAAGCAAGCAAAAGUAAAGAAAUGAGUCGCCAGACUGCCACAGCACUCCCAACAGGUACAUCGAAGUGUGCUCCGUCACAGAGGGUGCCUGCGCUGCAGGGCACCACAGCUUCCAACAAUGACUUGGCCAGUCUCUUUGAGUGUCCUGUCUGUUUUGACUAUGUACUGCCACCCAUUCUUCAGUGCCAGAGCGGGCAUCUUGUUUGCAGCAACUGUCGCCCAAAGCUCACAUGCUGUCCAACAUGUCGAGGCCCACUGGGCUCCAUUCGGAACCUGGCUAUGGAAAAGGUGGCCAACUCUGUACUGUUUCCUUGUAAAUACGCCUCUUCAGGAUGUGAGAUAACGUUGCCACACACAGAGAAAGCGGACCACGAAGAGCUUUGCGAGUUCAGGCCUUAUUCUUGCCCUUGUCCUGGAGCCUCGUGUAAAUGGCAGGGCUCCCUGGAUGCUGUCAUGCCUCAUUUGAUGCAUCAACACAAGUCUAUAACAACGUUACAAGGGGAAGACAUUGUCUUUCUGGCCACAGACAUUAAUCUUCCAGGAGCAGUCGACUGGGUUAUGAUGCAGUCCUGUUUUGGGUUCCACUUUAUGUUGGUCUUGGAGAAACAGGAGAAAUAUGAUGGCCACCAGCAGUUCUUUGCUAUCGUCCAGUUGAUUGGAACACGCAAGCAGGCAGAAAACUUUGCCUACCGACUCGAGCUGAACGGUCAUCGCCGGCGGCUGACCUGGGAAGCAACGCCUCGCUCAAUCCACGAGGGGAUCGCCACUGCGAUCAUGAACAGCGACUGUCUGGUUUUCGACACUAGCAUUGCACAGCUUUUUGCAGAGAAUGGAAAUCUAGGCAUAAACGUUACAAUCUCAAUGUGCUGAUGCAGCGGGUGAAUGUUUGUUUGUUUGUUUGUUUUAGAGCAAUUGUAACAGUUCUAGUAUCAUAUCAUUGGAGAAAAAAGGCAUUCAUUGACAUUCACUGCCAAGCAUAACCCCUGUUUUUGUAGAUGGAGGUUUGGGCUCAAGGUUUAAAAUACUGGCUGAAAAAAAAGAGAGCUGUAUCUGGUAACACUAUUGUAUAAAACACCUUAUGUAAACCACUGAAUACUUACCCUAAAUGGGCAACUUUUUGUAAUAAAAUGAAUAAUAAUAAAAAAACAUAAACAGAAGCUUAUAAAUUCUGAAUUAACUUCAGUGUUGUAGAUAGUAUUGUUUCCUCUUUCCUUGACCAGCCAGGCUGGACAGUACCAUUUCAAGUUGCUGCUCCUGUCUGGUAUGUCACACUACAUAGUAUUGCUGCUCUGUGUAUUUCUGUGUAUUGAUAUUUUUAAAUAACUUUUUUAGUUUUGUUUUUUGUUUGUUUUUCCAUUAAAUAAAUUUGACUUUAUCUUUCA